UAUAUACCAACCCUAGGGUAUAGAGAAGUGAAACGCUGCGGCCAUGCGCGCCAACGCCAUUUCUUUAACGACUGAAUGCAUCUACCGCAGUUACAACAGCAUACACCUUCCCUAUGGAGCAUAGCAUCCAGGAAACUAGCUUGUAACCGACCCUUAACCGCGCGUUCUGGUAGCCUCGUAGCACACUGCGCCUUCGCGUCUUCUGCUUUCGGAAACUCCUCUUCCCCUGUGAAACCUAUUGUCGUCAUGGGCAGAUACACCAACAUGAUGCUUGGAGGCCACCGUGGGAUGGGCGAGAAUCUGACAACUGUUAAGACGGAUGGAAAGCUUGGCGUGUACCCCGCAUUUCGGGAGAACACCAUUCAGUCCUUCCAACAAGCAGCAAAGUGCGGAGUCGGUUUCGUGGAGUUUGACGUGCAGGUGACUCGCGACAACGUGCCGGUCAUCUGGCACGACGAUGAUGUGGUCACCGGCCCCGCAGACCACCCCAGCAAGCCUCAGAUAAAGGACCUAACCCUCGCGGAGCUCCAAACCCUUUGCGGCAGCAGCGGCAGGUACCAGCCAGGUGGCAGUCACGAGGGGCGCGGCAGCGGCAGUGACAGCGGCGGCAGCAGCAGCGGCGGCGACCCCCCGGGUGGCGAGCUGAUGAGGCUGUUCCGUGACCGAGUGACGCGGCAGUGGGGCAGCGGCUACCUACCGUGGCGGUGCGAUCAGGACGACGCCAUCCCCACCCUGGAGGCUGUCUUCGCCUCCAUGCCGCCGGAGAUCGGAUUCGACAUUGAGAUCAAGAUGACCACGGGCGAUGACGUGGUUCACACGCCCUCCCAGGAGGUGGACCGCAUGCUAGGCGCAAUCCUUCCGGUCGUUCACCGCUGCUCCUCCCUGCCAUCCUCCUCCUCCUCCUUCCCCUCCGCCUUCACCUCCUCCUCCCCAGCGGCACCCCUGCCGCCGCCUCCGCUGACGCCCCAGUCCGCUGCUCGCCGGCGCCGCAUCAUCUUCUCCUCCUUCGACCCCGACGUGUGUGUGGAGCUGCGGCGGCGGCAGGAGGAGCACCCCGUAUACUACCUGUCGGGCUGCGGGCUGUACGCGCACGCAGACGCGCGGCGCACCUCCAUUCCCGCCGCGCUGAGCUUUGCUGCGGAGACGGGCAUGCGGGGCAUCGUGGUGCCGGCGUCGGUGCUGCUCAGGAACAUGGACAUGGUGGUGAGCGCCUCCCGCAGCCAGCUGGAGCUGAUGACGUACGGGCUGGAGAACAACGAUCUGGACAGCCUGCGCGCGCAGGCGGACGCGGGCGUGGUGGCGGCCAUAGUGGACGAGGUGGCGG
Messenger RNA from Astrephomene gubernaculifera, 1324 nucleotides. Lineage: Eukaryota; Viridiplantae; Chlorophyta; Chlorophyceae; Chlamydomonadales; Astrephomenaceae. The record is from the annotation of a GenBank genome assembly.